Ruditapes philippinarum (Manila clam) is the source of this 1159-nucleotide messenger RNA. RefSeq lists its product as uncharacterized. Bases 181 to 858 code for a protein of 225 amino acids. Gene Ontology annotation, molecular function: G protein-coupled peptide receptor activity. The transcript has 2 exons. Lineage: Eukaryota; Metazoa; Mollusca; Bivalvia; Venerida; Veneridae. Gene Ontology annotation, biological process: G protein-coupled receptor signaling pathway. Gene Ontology annotation, cellular component: membrane. The record is from RefSeq and is a predicted model, not a curated record.
UUAUCAUAUUAAAUGCAGAUACAUUGUUCGGAGUGGAACACUACAUUCCAAGUUUUUCGGCGGGAUCAUUCGCCGCUUAUGUAAUUAAAUACAAUGUAAUGAACAAAGUUUUGUUCCGAAAUUUUGAAGGGGGAAAUUAUACAGUUACUUCAUGAAAUAGUUUAAAGGCAAACGGAAAAAAUGAACGAAACUGUCGAAAAUACAGGCACGGCAACCGGAAGUCACGUAUAUGACGAUUUAUAUUCCAAUUAUUAUGACGAGGACCAGGGUGCCGGCAAUAUUGAUAACUUUACUGAUGGACUUACCGGUACUACACCCGUGUCCGCCGAUGACGAUUAUUACUAUGGCGGCGAAUAUUACUAUUACGAAUAUGGCUACGACGGGAUGAAGCAUAUAUACUAUUACAAGGGGUUCGAUUUUGAGCGACCUGUCUUUCUGUAUAUCUGGGUAGUUCUGAUAAUUGUGACAACGCUCGCUAACAUUCUGGUGAUGGUUGUCCUUCGGCGGAGGAACAUGCGCAAUGCGACAAAUACAAUUCUUAUAGCUGUCGCUAUCUCGGACUCGCUCACUGGUUUAGUUACACUUCCGGUGACAAUCCAUGCGUACCAGCACUACGAGGAAGGGGAUUUGGCAUUAUCUAAACACUGGUGUGAGGCGUUUCUUCUUAUCAGAUAUUUCAUAAACCGCGGGUUCCAUACGAUGUCAAUAUGGCUGACAGUAGUUCUUGGAUUCCAGAGGUUAAUUUUCAGUCUCGUUUCCAUUUCGCGCGCAAAGGAUAUUCACAAUUCGGAACACGUUGUUCAUUAUCCUUGCUGUGGUGUUUCUUUCGCCAUUUGUACACAUCUAUCAUGCUUUUGAUAAAAAGGCAAUUGAAGCAGAAGAUGGGAACUACUGUGCUUGGAAAGUUGAAGAUCCAUGUAAAGAAUCAUGCGCCUACUUUUGGCUGACAAUUAUUUUGAUGCAUUUUCUUCCUUGUUUAUUGCUAAUAAUCUUCACUGUUGCUAUGGUGAUGAUGAUGCAUGACGCUACGAAGAAAAUGAGGGAUUCGCAAAUGAUUUCAAAUAAAGCAAACCUUCAAAGGCGCAACCAGGAAAGCAAAAGAAUUUCAUGCAUAGUAAUUGCUGUUGUCAUAGUGUUCCUUAUCCCGGAAAUACCCUAC